GCAGCGUGAAGAGUUCAAACACGGGAAGAUGACUCUGUAGACACACACAAACGCAGUGCGAUUCCAUAAACAAUAGAACAGAAAGGCCAAAAAUACCAUACAAAAAUCAUAUGCUGCGCAACCUAGAGACCCGACCUUGCAACACACUGAACUCCCAUUGAAGAACGCAAGACAUCAUGCGGGAUCCAUCCCCAGAUUCUGAGCGUUCCCAUCUCUCCUCGUUCACUAUGAAGUUGAAGGGCAAGUUUCAUUCACCAAAAAUAAAGAGAACCCCUUCAAAGAAAGGAAAGCAAGCUGACCUGACAGUGAAAACACCAGAGAAGUCAGUGAAUAAAAAUGUCUCAUGGCUAGAGGAAAAGGAGAAGGAGGUCGUCAGUGCAUUACGCUACUUUAAGACUAUUGUGGACAAAAUGGUAAUUGAUAAGAAAGUAUUAGAGAUGCUGCCAGGCUCAGCAAGUAAAGUGCUGGAAGCCAUCCUGCCCUUGGUGCAAACUGAUCCACGCAUCCAGCAAAGUUCUGCCAUCUCAUCUUGCUAUAGCCGUGUGUAUCAGAGUCUGGCCAAUCUCAUUCGCUGGUCUGAUCAAGUGAUGCUGGAAGGUGUGAAUUCAGAAGACAAGGAGAUGGUGACAACAGUGAAGGAUGUCAUAAAAGCUGUUCUGGAUGGAGUCAAGGAGCUGGUCAGACUCACCAUUGAAAAGCAGGAGCAUCCCUCUCCCACAAGCCCAGUUAAACCCAGUUUACCAGCAUGUAAAUCUGACAGCCCAUCAGAACUUCCCCUUACAGACCGAGAAAUGGAGAUCCUCAGCAAAACAACUAAUAUGACUCAAUCCAACGAGCUACUGACUGACUCCAUGGAUGAAGAAGUUGCACCUCCUAAACCCCCUCUGCCUAGCAUUCGUGUGGCAGAAAACAGCCCUCCACCAGCAUUGCCUCCUAAAAAACGGCAGUCAGCACCUUCCCCAACCAGAGUGGCAGUCGUGGCCCCCAUGAGUCGAGCCACCAGUGGGUCCAGUUUACCUGUUGGAAUCAACAGACAGGAUUUUGAUGUGGACUGCUAUGCCCAGAGACGGUUGUCAGGUGGAAGCCACUCCUAUGGGGGGGAAUCUCCUCGCCUCUCACCGUGCAGUAGCAUUGGCAAACUCAGCAAGUCUGACGAGCAACUCUCUUCUCUGGACCGCGACAGUGGUCAGUGUUCCCGCAACACAAGCUGUGAAACGUUAGAUCAAUCGGAUCACUAUGAUCCAGACUAUGAAUUCCUGCAGCAGGACCUCUCCAACACUGAUCAGAUACCUCAGCAGGUGCCAGGUAUCCUCAGCCCGUUGCCAGAGUCCUUGGGUGAGUCUGGCUCCCCUUUCCAUGGACACACUUUCCAGCUCCCGCAGAGCAGCUCCCCUCCACUGGAAUUCUGCAGCCUCUCAGGAGCAGCGCAGCCAACAGAGACUCCUCCAGCUUUACCAGAAAAGAAGAGGAGGAGCGCAGCCUCUCAGACUUCAGAUAACUCAGGCUGCAGGGUGUCCUAUGAGAGGCACCCAUCCCAAUACGAUAACAUCUCGGAGGAUGACAUGCAGAAUGCAGCGUCUGUCCCAUCAGUACCCUUCACGCCGUUUGCUGCUGUUUUGCCUUUCCAGCAAGGAAACUCUUCAGCACCAGUUGAAUUCAUUGCUGACUUUGCUGCUCCAGAUUCGAACAGUGACCCAGAGAAGCCACCACCUCUGCCAGAGAAGAAAAACAAACACAUGAUGGCGUAUAUGCAGUUUGUGGAAGACUACUCAGAGCCACAGCCGUCCAUGUUCUACCAGACCCCUCAGAACGAGCACAUCUACCAGCAGAAGAACAAGCACCUCAUGGAAGUCUAUGGGUUCAAUGACUCCUUUAUCAGCUUAGACCCCUCUCAAGAUCUGGCACCACCUCCUGCUCUGCCACCGAAACAGCGGCAGCUGGAAUCUCCCUCCGUCAAAGACGGCCACUCCAAAGACUCCACUUCGAACAGCAGUGCCAUGGGGAAGGAAGGCAAAGACGGUGCUGAACGGCAGCAGCAGUCACCAGAUGCUUUGGAAUCGUCACAGUUGGAGGAAGAAGUAGAUGAGCUGUCCCUUAUCGACCACAGUGAAAUUAUGUCUAGGUUAACACUGAAGCAAGAGGGAGAUGAUGGGCCAGAUGUUCGUGGUGGAUCCGGAGACAUUUUGUUAGUGCACGCAACAGAGACCGACAGGAAAGAUCUGGUGCUGUACUGUGAAGCCUUUCUGACUACGUACAGGACAUUUAUUACCCCUGAAGAGCUCAUCAAGAAGCUGCAGUACAGAUAUGAGAAGUUUUGCCACUUCCCAGACACGUUUAAGAAGCGAGUGAGUAAGAACACAUUCUUCGUGCUGGUGAGAGUGGUGGAUGAGCUGUGCUUAGUGGAGUUGACAGAGGAAAUUCUCAAGCUGCUGAUGGACCUGGUCUUCCGACUGGUCUGCAAUGGGGAGCUGAGUCUUGCCAGAGUGUUACGCAAGAAUAUCCUUGAUAAAGUGGAUCAGAAGAAAAUGCUGAGCUACACCAAUUCCAUGAAACCUCUUGCAGCCCGUGGGGUGGCAGCCAGGCCAGGGACCCUGCAUGAUUUCCACAGUCAUGAAAUAGCCGAGCAGCUGACCCUCCUAGAUGCCGAACUCUUCUAUAAAAUUGAGAUCCCAGAGGUUUUGCUUUGGGCAAAGGAGCAAAAUGAAGAGAAGAGCCCCAACCUGACACAGUUCACAGAGCACUUUAAUAACAUGUCCUACUGGGUCCGAUCAAUAAUUAUGCUACAAGAGAAAGCCCAAGACCGAGAGAGGCUGCUCCUUAAAUUUAUAAAGAUUAUGAAGCACUUACGAAAGCUGAAUAAUUUUAAUUCCUAUCUGGCCAUUCUUUCUGCACUGGACUCUGCACCCAUCCGAAGGCUGGAGUGGCAGAAACAAACUUCGGAGGGCCUGGCCGAGUACUGCACACUGAUUGACAGCUCCUCGUCCUUCCGCGCCUACCGAGCAGCUCUGGCUGAUGUGGAGCCUCCCUGCAUACCUUACCUAGGCCUGAUUCUGCAGGACCUGACUUUUGUUCAUCUGGGAAACCCUGAUUACAUUGACAGCAAAGUGAACUUUUCCAAGCGCUGGCAGCAGUUUAACAUCCUGGACAGCAUGAGGUGCUUCCAGCAAGUACAUUAUGACAUCAAAAGAAACGACGACAUAGUGUCAUUCUUCAAUGAUUUCAGCGACCACCUGGCUGAGGAGGCCUUGUGGGAACUGUCCCUCAAAAUCAAACCUCGGAAUAUCACGAGGCGGAAAACAGACAGAGAAGAGAAAACCUAGGAGGAGGGGUUGUGCGAGCGAGGAGAAUUGCUCCGCAGACACGCCGAGGGCAGCUAUGAGACUGGAGUUCAAUGUUUGUACCUGUUACUGGACGACGCACCCUCCCUCCUGGCUGGCAGCGAUCCCUGGGUGUGUGAACGU
Balearica regulorum gibbericeps (East African grey crowned-crane) is the source of this 3461-nucleotide messenger RNA. NCBI's taxonomy places the organism in Eukaryota, Metazoa, Chordata, Aves, Gruiformes, Gruidae. The record is from RefSeq and is a predicted model, not a curated record.